AGCAAGCAAGGAAGAUCGCUCUCAGAAGAACACUUUCGCUACCACUACUGUAAGGCGAUAGUCAGACCUACUACUCCCAACUGCUUUUCUACAGCAUAUUAUACAUGCAAAUACAUCGAAGUCGCAAGUUUUCUUGAAAAAUAAAACAAGACAAUUGAACUACCUUGAUUUUUGGUUGUAAUUGGAGCGGCAUCUAUAGGAGUGAGAUGGAUGUUAUUCCUAUGUGCAGCAUCUUUCAGGAGCUCCAGAUUGUACAUGACACCGGAUACUUUUCAGCUUUACCAUCUCUUGAGGAGUACUGGCAGCAGGUAUUUAUAUUUGAUCAUUUAUGAAUAAUCCUAUUUUGAUAUGGAAACACUCUAAAAUGAGUGACAAAUAAUGCUAAUGUAUGUACAUCGCCAUAAACUUGUCCGCAACCCCAGGUUGCUGUCAGUGAACAUGUAAGCAGUCAGGAAUGCAGAACAUACCUAAGUGAUGCAGAACAACAAAAAAGUUGUACUAUUGUAAUAAACUUGUAGUACAUUCUUGACACAUAGUUUAAUGGACGUAAGCCUAUUAAUACAUGUGCACGCAUGUUGCAAUUAUAUACAUUAGUUACAAUGUAUUAGCCUAAUCGAAUGAAUGAACCAAGACGCAACAUUUUUUAUAUUCCGUUCUGUAGACAGCGUAUGCCGUUCAUUCUAGUGAAGAGAGUUGGUGUGUGUAUGUGUGAACGUGCGUGCGUGUGUGUGAGAGAGAGCAAGAGAGACGAUCAUAUUCGGAAUUACCGGAGAAGAGUAGCCUAUGUGCGUCUUUUUCAACAGAUUUUGUUCAAAAUUCCCACUAACUCACAGUCAUGUUAUAGGAAUUACAUAAUAGUCGAGAAACUAUGUUUGUUUUUUUGCUGGGUGAUUUAAAUAAAUAGGCUACACUACACGUAGUUUCCCUUGGAUAUGCGGGCUUGGGGCCAAGUUCCCUCUCCAUGCCCUGAGGCAUUUAAAGCUCGCCAGAGAUGCAUUCUGCCCUAUUGAAAAUAAAUGUUUGCAAUGAAUACAAAGUAUUGCCUCACUAAUAACGUUUUUAGGUUUGCCAGAAAUAUAUUACAUAACAACUGACCCUGUAAUUGUGGGUUUAAUUUGUUUUCUAUACCCAUUAUAGUUUGGAAUUAAUUAUUUGGAAUGCUAGAUGCAUGACAUAGUUUUUAAUAUACUGUAGUUAGCAUCCACUGUCUGAUUGUCAAGCUUUAAGGAAGUGUCCUUACUUCCUUUUUAGAAGCCUAAAAUAACUCUUGCAGUAUGAAACUCUUGCAGUAUUCAUACAUAAAGCUUUUUGUGGACCUGCUUGAACCAGACCUACCUCCUCCAUUCCCUUGUGUGCUAUGUUAUUUAUAGCUAUGCCACUGGAUGCAUUAUUAAAUCCAACUUAUGCUGAAUAAUUGAAACAUUUAAAAUAUCUACAAGCACUUCCCUAACCAACAGGGGGGCUCUGUCGCAUAUGUAAACGUGAUCACUGCGCAUGACUACAGCUAUGUCGUGGAAAGAGCACCGCCACCAUCCGAGGAAGUGUGUUUACAUGUAACCUUCCCUGAUCUAAUCUACUUCUCAAAAGGUAACCUACUCCCUAUAUAGUGCACUACUUUUGAGCCCUGGUCAAAAGUAGUGCACUACAAAGGGAAUAGGGUGCCAUUUGGGAAGCAGCCAUAGAGUCUCAGAGGACACCCAUUACAUGCACUCCACUGCCCUCAGAAUAGUACAUUGUGUAUAUGUACCGUAUACUGUGGGUAGUUUUUAUUCCUAGCUCCUACAUGCUGUACUCAUUCUCCUCUCCUUCAUCAGACAUGUCUGGAGUUGGAGCGGUACCUCCAGAGCGAGCCCUACGUCUCGGCCACAGACAUCAAGUUUGAGACGAGCCAGGAGGACCUCUGGAGCAAACUGAUCCUGGCCUGCGGGGACAAGGCCGAGUCCGACCCAAAGAUCCACACUCACAUUAAGGAGGAGGACAAUCAAGAGGCCAACAGCUUUAACUCCGAUUCAAGCAGUGAGGCGUCCGACAGCUCCGAGGAGCUCUCCCCUCCCCUCGACUUCACCUCCAACCCACUGAGUGACAUUAUGGGAGAGGGAGAGGACCUGAGUUCCAUGGUUAUCAGCACUCCGCCAUCUUCUCCUGAGGUGAGCAAGGAGGCCCCCUCCAUAUCCUCCCAGGUGUGGAGCGGUAUACAGGCAGUUAUGCACUCGCCUGGGAAAAUACGGACAGGGGGCAUUGGUGGACGAACGGUGGAGAGGGGAAGCUUAGCCAAUGGGGAGGCUUCUCCGGACGGGAGGAGGCGGGUCCACAGGUGUCAUUUCAACGGAUGCCGAAAGGUUUACACGAAAAGUUCUCACUUGAAAGCACACCAGCGUACACAUACAGGUAAAUUGUUGAUUGCGUACAGGUAAAUGCAUAACCCCACAGCAACUCCUCCCAAACAAGUGUAUACUGUAUAUGGAUAGAAAAGAGCAGAAGCUCUGAGCUAUCUAACCAGGCCCCAGUCUUAGUAGUAAUAUUAUACAGGUAAAGCAAGCUAGUCCAGAGAGUGGAGGUGGGUGUUGUUACCCACAUACUAAUGCUGCUGUCACAAGACAUCCAGACCUGCUCGUUAUGAUGUCAUCAGUGUUCUGAAUCGGCAGCCAUUUACUUUACAUAGAACAUUCAGAAGAUGAUUCCGUUUCGGGAGGGACUAAAUUUAAACCUCAAACAAUUACAUUUUAAUAUGUUUACAAGAGAGUCUUUGUUUUUUAGUUAAUUUAAUGAAAUUGCUCUCUGCAUUCUUGGGAUAGUUCGCUAGUACGUAAUGUCUAAACUGUGACCUAAUUCACACAGCAGCAGCAGUGACUUCACGUUGAAUGGGGGAGGGAAGACAUAACAAACUUUUGUGGGCAUGGCCAAGCCAGCCAUAGAGGAUGUGGACUAGAUCUUGAAAACAGAUCACAUUUCACCAUGGGAAAAGAAAAUGACUGAAUCGUUUAAGUUUAAAGUGCGGUGGGAAUUUUACAUUUACUGUUAUUCGUUACUGAGUUAUGUGAGCGGUUUCCUUCGUCACCUCUGACCUCGGCUUGUCAAGCUCUUUACAGCUGUCUUGCACAUUAGCAAGGCUCCACAUUCCAAGCAAACUGUUACCAGAGAUAAUGUAAUUUUCACCAUUAGAAAUCCCAUACAUUUAUCCCUUCUCACCCAGCCACUUCAAAAGCACUAUGUCUGCUUGUUCAACUACUUUUAAGCAGUACACCACAGCUCAUAUUUACAAGUUGUAUUACUCUAUCUACUAAUAUGUAGCACUUAUAGUGUGUUAUGUCUAUUUCUAAUUUGGAAACAAUGGAGCACUGUCCUUCAUGCUGUCAAUUGAUACUCAGUAAUAACAUAAUUUGUUUUCUGUUUGCAGGUGAGAAGCCUUACAGGUGUUCAUGGGAAGGCUGCGAGUGGCGUUUUGCACGAAGUGAUGAGCUAACCAGACACUUCAGGAAGCACACUGGGGCAAAGCCAUUUAAAUGCAGUAACUGUGACAGGUAAGAGAAGUGUUUAGGGAUGGAUUUAUCUAUUGUUUGUUUUCAUUAUUUUAUUGAGGAAGAUUGUAAAUGUCAUGAACACUUGUGAAUGUUUGGGCAACUAAGGUAAACCCAUGCACCUGAAAUAUUGACUUAGGGGACUUGAAUAUCACAGCUGUUAUAUUAGUAUUAGUACCUAUUCUAAAAACGCUGUGCCUGAUAUGCUCUCUUUCUCCUCAUAGGUGUUUCUCUCGUUCGGACCAUUUGGCGCUUCACAUGAAGAGACACAUCUAAGCGGUGGGCCCCAGAGCAGAGGAGAGCAGAGCGGUGUUGAGCGAUGGUCCUGACUGUCUCCUAACCUGUCUGUGGGGAGGCUGCAGUGCCCUGAGAGGGGAGGAAGGGGAGCGAGGGGAGCGUGCUCCAGUGAAAAGCAUGCAGGCCAUUUUUGCACCAUACUUAGUGCCUCCAAGACCUCUCAGAGGAAAGGGCUCUGAAAGGUCGACACAUUCUAACCACCAUGGAUGAAGGAGAAUGAAGAGAUCCACUAGAGAGCGAGAAGAAAGAAUAUGUCUGAGAGGACAAGAAAAAACUUUUUUUUUCUCUGUAUGGUGUCUGAUGCUUUGUGGAGUUAGUUCCUGGUCUGAACAUAUGCAGCGGUACUACUCCAAUAAACGUAUGUUGUUUCCUGUGAGCAUGUGGACUGACUGACUGUGAGCCUGCUGUCAGACUGCCUGAGACUGGGUGCCUGUCUAAGAAUGCCUGUGACUGGGUGCCUGCCUGUGGAUGUACGACUCCUGAGUGGGUGGCUUGUGUUGUGACCUGAAUGGUGUUGAGGGGAUGAUGAGUUUUUGACUGGGGUUUUAUUGUCUCGUUGUGGUCAUGAAUGAAUGCAAGCAAAGGUGUUGUUGUGCUGUUGUCUGGAGCGUUGGUUGAGUCUAGGCUGGGUUUGGCGGUGUGUGUGUCCCGGCCGUCAGUUUGAUGGAGAGCGCCACCAUCUGAACGGAGUUGGUACAUGCUCCUAAACGAGGUGUAAGGAGGGGAGGGGGGUUGAUGUUUGGUGCAGCUAUUAAAUGUGCAAUGUAUUAAGUAGCUUGUCUCAAAGUACAUGCUACAAAGCUCAUUUGUUGUCCAUUGUGUAAGCUCAGUAUCUAAAGGCUGUACACAACAUUGAUAUAUCAUUAUACCAGAAGUUGCAUGAUCUUGGGUUUGUUUGUCACUCGAUUAGGCCUACUUAUAAUGAAGGCAAAUCCCAAUAAUGAGCAGCUAUGCAUCCAUUGUACUCCGUAGAUACCACAGUAUUGUACAGAAACAUAAAGCAGUGAUUUAUUUGUUUCCUUCUUUUGUUUUGUAUGUUUGGAGAUACCACUAUUGCUUGGCAACUGUGUUGAUCAUGGGAUAGUUUAUUUAUAGUCAGUUUAAGAACUAAUUUCUUUAUUUUUGUUCUCUUGUUCUAUAUCUGUAAAUACACUGUGACCUUAAUGAUGCCUUAUGUAAGUGGCCUUGUCCAGAUAAAUAGAUCACUCACGGGGGGGGGUUGAAAUGCAGUAGUGUGUGAUUGAAUAGCUUUAUUAAGGCUCCGAUUCAUAUGGUUGCACCUUUUGCCCUUGUCUAGAAACGAUGGUUGGUCUGAAGACUCUUGAAUAAAAGUUCAGCUUUAUACUUCUUGACAUUUCUGUGCUUCAUUUGUCAACAUACAUACUGUAUCUAUCUAUCCAGACAAAAAUCAUGUUUUGAAAAUUAUCCUUGAUCUGAGACAGAAUUGUAGAAGCACUUCAAACAAUAUAAUUUUAAAAGGUUUACUACUGUGUAGUAGUAUAAUGUGGUAUGUUAUGCACUUCAAAUGGAAUGUGUGACGGUGAAUUCCUUUCGAAAGUAUAGAGUCUCUUGGUUGGUUAUGGGGUUGAGUUCUCGUGACAUGUGAUCUGCUCGGCCACCAAGGCCAUGAUAAAUUAAGACUUAUUGCAAAUAACCCAUUCUGGUCAGGCCAUGGCAUGUUAGUGUCUGUUGAACUGUUAAAGGCUUACCUGACAUGAGUGCUCUCAAACUGACAGUGGAUGUGGAUGCUUUUUUCUUACUGACCUGGAUGGACUGCCUUGUUUUAACCCUAUACCAUUGUACAGUACAGUUGAUCUGGUCAACAGCACUGUCGAAAGGUCCCCUUUUAAAAUAUACAUUAUGGAUAUCGAAACCAUGCAAAAGAUAUGUGUUGUUUAAAAAUAGAGUUUUUGUAAAGAAGCUUAUAUUUUUCAGGGUACGGGACCCAGUGUAUGUUUCUAAGAAAAACAAGAAAGACAAGAAUACCGAUUUAGCUUGGGUGAGUAUCAAUGGCCCAAUAAACUGAAAACAAACAACGUAUUGUUCACUUCUACAGUGUCCGAGAAGGAUUUCCAUUUUUUAGCUUAGAUGGGGACUGAUUCAGCAGAGAGAAAUGAAAAACUCUUAAUGUUGAAGGGAUUACACACUGAACAGCUUUCUGUAAUCAAAAUCAAAACAGCAGUUUUGUCAGCCUAUAUUACUUCAGCCAAUGUGAGGUGUUAGACAGGCCACAUAUUAGUAGGUUAUGUAAUCCGCCAUUUUUUUCUAUCACACAAACGUAGAAAAAUCUGCGGAAAAGGCCCUAUCUUUAACUAAAGAGUUUCUUUAUUAUAACAAAGU
Molecule: messenger RNA, 6155 nt
Organism: Coregonus sp. 'balchen'
Lineage: Eukaryota; Metazoa; Chordata; Actinopteri; Salmoniformes; Salmonidae
Source: the annotation of a GenBank genome assembly